UCAGCGGAUGCAAGUCACACACGCUCCCUCCCUCCCUCCCUCCCUCUCUCUCUCCAAGUUAGCAAAGAACAAAAAAAAAAUAGCCGCGUUAAGGAUAAGAGCGGGAGCGGAGGGGGGUGCGCGCGCGUACCGGGGAGAGCCGGCGAGCGGAGGACACCGCCGGCGGCUCCGCACACUCCUCCCUCCGCGCCAAGUGAAGCAGCAAGUUUGCCGCGCACCUGUUUGAGCAGCUCGGAUCCCUCCGGCCGCCGAGCCCCGAAAGUGAUUUGCACCAGGGAGAAAGUUGGGGUUUGGUUUUUGGGGUUUUGGUUUUUUUUGUUUUUUGGUUUUUUGUUUUUUUUUUCCGCCGGCGGGGCCGCCGCUCGCUCUCCUCGCGGUCUUCUCCUCCUCCUCUUCCUCCUCCUCCUCCUCCUCCUUUUUUUUUUUUUUUUUUUUUUUUUUUUGCACGGCGGUCGCUACCUAGCUACAAACGGGUUUUGCCUCGCUCGCUCCCCGUCCUCCCGGGCUCCUCUAUGUUCGAUUCUUUUUUCCCGCCUGGCGCCGGUGGAAAAUAAAAAAGCCACUUGAAUGUACAGCAUGAUGAUGGAGACGGACUUGCACUCCCCCGGCGGAGCCCAGGCCCCCACGAACCUCUCGGGGCAGACCGGAGCGGGAGGCGGCGGCGGAGGCGGCGGCGGCGGCGGUGGCGGCGGCGGCGGGGGGAACAAAGCGAACCAGGACCGGGUCAAGAGACCCAUGAACGCCUUCAUGGUGUGGUCGCGGGGCCAGCGGCGGAAGAUGGCCCAGGAGAACCCCAAAAUGCACAACUCGGAGAUCAGCAAGCGCCUGGGGGCCGAGUGGAAAGUCAUGUCGGAGGCCGAGAAGAGACCGUUCAUCGACGAGGCGAAGCGGCUGCGGGCGCUGCACAUGAAGGAGCACCCGGAUUAUAAAUACCGGCCCCGGCGGAAGACCAAGACCCUGCUCAAGAAGGACAAGUACUCGCUGGCCGGGGGGCUGCUCGGCGCCGGCUCGGCCGGCGGAGGCCCGCCCGGCGUCGGCGUGGGCAUGGGGGUCGGCGUCAGCCCCGGCGGCGUCGGGCAGCGCCUGGAGAGCCCCGGCGGCGCGGCCGGCGGCGGCUACGCGCACAUGAACGGCUGGGCCAACGGCGCCUACCCGGGCUCGGUGGCGGCGGCGGCGGCGGCGGCGGCGAUGAUGCAGGAGGCUCAGCUCGCCUACGGCCAGCACCCGGGCGGCGGGGGGCACCCGCACCACCCGCACCCCCACCACCCCCACCACCCGCACAACCCGCAGCCCGUGCACCGCUACGACAUGGGCGCCCUGCAGUACAGCCCCAUCUCCAACUCGCAGGGCUACGUGAGCGCUUCGCCCUCGGGCUACGGCGCCUUGCCCUACGGCUCCCAGCCCCACCAGAACUCGGCGGCGGCGGCGGCGGCGGCGGCGGCGGCGGCGGCGGCCGCUUCCUCGGGCGCGCUGGGCGCCCUGGGCUCGCUGGUGAAGUCGGAGCCCAGCGUCAGCCCGCCCGUCACCUCGCACUCGCGGGCCCCGUGCCCCGGGGACCUGCGGGAGAUGAUCAGCAUGUACUUACCGGCGGGGGAAGGCGGCGAUCCGGCGGCCGCCGCCGCCCAGAGCCGCCUCCACUCCCUGCCCCAGCACUACCAGAGCGCCAGCACGGGGGUCAACGGCACCGUCCCCUUGACGCAUAUCUGAGCCGGCGCCGGCACCGGCACCGGCACCGGCGGCGGCAGCGGG
Molecule: messenger RNA, 1749 nt
Organism: Aquila chrysaetos chrysaetos
Lineage: Eukaryota; Metazoa; Chordata; Aves; Accipitriformes; Accipitridae
Gene: SOX1
Product: SRY-box transcription factor 1
Exons: 1
Coding region: 568-1707 (379 amino acids)
Biological process (GO): cell differentiation; regulation of DNA-templated transcription; anatomical structure morphogenesis
Molecular function (GO): RNA polymerase II cis-regulatory region sequence-specific DNA binding; DNA-binding transcription factor activity, RNA polymerase II-specific
Source: RefSeq, a predicted model, not a curated record